AUGCCUUCCCCUGGGACCUCUUUAUUAUCUACUAUACUUGUUGAUAAAGAGAUCUCGCCAGUAUAUAAUUCCAGAUACUUCUACCCAGUAAAACCUGGAGAGAUACUCGCUGGGUAUAUCAAAGAGCCAGAGAGAAUUAUAACAUUAAAAAUCACUAAUAGUAAUGCGAGUUUUACUGGUCAUGAGCGUGCUGUCAAAGAGUAUAUUUCCACGGCAGACCCAUUAUAUCGCGGUCGCUUACUUAUCCAAAUAUUAUUAGACUCUUUUGAAGUUGAAGGCCUGAAAGAUUCUCAUUUAUGUCUUAUAUAUCCGCCUAUAAGGGAGCUAUUAUCGAUAUAUCAGCAGUACUUUGAUGAUAGAAAGUUACUACUGCCCCUAAUUAAAAUAUAUAUUUAUGCUCUUCUUACAGGGCUGGAAUAUCUUUAUAAAGAGUAUAGGGUAGUUUAUACAGGCGGCUAUCUAGAUCUAAAGCUUGAAAAUAUUAUGGUCUUAUUCAAGGAUCUAACCGUACUUACUAAUUUCAUGGAUUCUUAA
Molecule: messenger RNA, 534 nt
Organism: Aspergillus versicolor CBS 583.65
Lineage: Eukaryota; Fungi; Ascomycota; Eurotiomycetes; Eurotiales; Aspergillaceae
Exons: 4
Coding region: 1-534 (177 amino acids)
Biological process (GO): regulation of mRNA processing; spliceosomal complex assembly
Source: RefSeq, a predicted model, not a curated record